Cajanus cajan (pigeon pea) is the source of this 1256-nucleotide messenger RNA. Lineage: Eukaryota; Viridiplantae; Streptophyta; Magnoliopsida; Fabales; Fabaceae. The record is from RefSeq and is a predicted model, not a curated record.
UUGUUUGUUGCAAAGAAGGUUUGCGAAAGCCAGACAAACGAGAUUAUAAAACAAUUAAUCCAAGAUCGGAGACCAGAACAGAUUGUAAAGCAAGGCUGGGACUUAAAAACAUGUGUGGAAAAUUGAUAGUGCAUGAUUUUGAGGAGGAACACAACCAUAUUUUACAUAUACAAGAAACAACUCAUAUGUUGUCAUCUCAACAAAAACUUUCAGAAGCUCAAUGUCAGCAAAUUGAUCUAGCAGAUGAUGCUGGCUUACAACAAAGAAAAUCAUUUGAUUUGAUGAGUAAAGAAGUGGGAGGAAGAACUAACUUGGGAUAUACUCGCCUUGAUCAAAAGAACUAUCUCCGAAAAAGAAGGCAAAGGAGCUUGGUACACGGGGAAGCUGGUUAUCUUUUGCAAUACUUUCAAAGAAAGUUGGUUGAAAGUCCACCUUUCUAUCAUGCCUAUCAACUAGAUGUCGAAGAUCAAAUUACUAAUGUCUUCUGGGCAGAUGCGGGGAUGCUAAUUGAUUAUGGAUAUUUUGGUGACGUGCUUUCUCUUGAUUCAACAUAUUGCACAAAUAGUUCGCAUAGACCACUAGCAGUGUUCUCAGGAUUUAACCACCAUCGAAGAGCAGUGAUUUUUGGGGCUGCACUAUUAUAUGAUGAAACAACAGAGUCAUAUAAGUGGCUUUUUGAAACAUUUCUGGAGGCACACAAACAAAAAAGACCCCAAACAAUUUUUACUGAUCAAGACCAGGCAAUGGCAAAAGCACUAGUUGAGGUUAUUCCUGAAACUUACCAUGGCUUAUGUACAUGGCACUUGAUGCAGAAUGGCAUCAAGCACUUAGGCAAUUUAAUGAAGGGGGAAUCACAUUUUCUUAGUGACUUUAAGAAAUGCAUGUAUGGCUAUGAUGAUGAAGAACAAUUUGAGGAAGGUUGGAGAAACCUCCUUGAAAAGUUUGAUGUUAAGGAAAACACUUGGUUGCAAAGAGUGUAUUCUGUGAGGGAAAAAUGGGCAUCUUGUUACCUGAAGAAGGCUUUCACAUUGGGAAUGCGAAGCACCCAACUUAGUGAAAGUGUGAAUGCUGAUAUUAAAAGUUUUAUCAAUGUGAAUUUGGAUCUUAUCAAGUUUUUUAAUCGUUUUGAGGAUGUUGUAGAAGAAAAACGGUAUAAUGAAUUGAAGUGUGAAUAUGAAGCACGUCAAAAAAUUCCAAGACUCAAGAACCCAUAUUCUGAUAUCUUGAAACAAGUGUCUGAGCUUUAUACUCCUACU